Octopus bimaculoides (California two-spot octopus) is the source of this 1458-nucleotide messenger RNA. RefSeq lists its product as uncharacterized. Lineage: Eukaryota; Metazoa; Mollusca; Cephalopoda; Octopoda; Octopodidae. Gene Ontology annotation, molecular function: G protein-coupled receptor activity. Gene Ontology annotation, cellular component: plasma membrane. The record is from RefSeq and is a predicted model, not a curated record. Gene Ontology annotation, biological process: cell surface receptor signaling pathway; G protein-coupled receptor signaling pathway.
AAUACAUUAAACAGUAGCACAUACAUUUCCACUCCUGCAACAAACAAAAAUAAUGGGACAACUAACGUUACAGUUAUGUUACACAGUAACACAAAUACUCCCUCUUGAGUGUCUAACGAAAGCUAUGCGACAACUGAAGUUACAAAUACAUUAAACAGUAGCACAUACAUUUCCACUCUUGCAACAAACAAAAAUAAUGGGACAACUAACGUUACAGUUAUGUUACACAGUAACACAAAUACUCCCUCUUCAGUGUCUAACGAAAGCUAUGCGACAGCUGAAGUUACAAAUAUAUUAAACAAUCGCACAUACAUUUCCACUCCUGCAACAAACAAAAAUAGUGGGACAACAAACGUUACAGUUAUGUUACACAGUAGCACAGAUCUCUCCACUUCUGUAACAAAUGAAAGUAAUGUAACAACAGAUGUUACAGGAAGUGAAACUAAAGCCAACAUCACCAUGGAUGUAAUAUCUCAUUCUAAUAUCACAACAGAUGCUGUCGCAGUCACUUCCACAUCUGUAACAUACCAGAAUCCAUCUGAAUGGCAAUCUGUCACAGUGACAACGGUAGAAAUGAGCACUGAAAGUAAUUCCGAAGCUCCAUCGUUUCUCACCGAUACAACAGAUAAUUCAGGUGAAGAUUUAACAACGACUGAAGGCAACGUAGACGCUGUUACAAAAGUUACUUACAGCGAAGAAAUCACUACAUAUUUUACAGAAACAGCAUCUCCAGAUGUAACCACAGUGACCGACCUAACCAUAAACACAAGACCAGCGUCAACAAACACUACCAUAGUAACCAUACCACCAACCGCAGAAAGUACCAUGGAACCAAUGUCAUCAUUCACAGAAAGUACCACGGAAACAAUGCCACAAACAACAGACAGUACCACGGUAACCAUGCUAACAACCGGAGAAAGUACCAUAGUAACCAUGCCACCAUCCACAGAAAGUACCUCGGAAUCAAUGCCACCAACCACAGAGCGUACCACAGAGUCAAUGUCACCAAGUACAGACAGUACCACAAUACAAUCAUCAUCACCACCACCACGAACAACAGCACCAGAAACAACAACACCAGAUAUAACAACAACACUAGAUAUAACAACAACACCAGAAACAACAACAACGCCAGCAACAACACCAACAACGACAACAGCAACAACACAACCAACAACAGCAACAACACAACCAACAACAGCAACGACAACAUCGACGACAGCGCCACCAACAACCAGGACGAGUACUACAGUAAAGACAACCCCAACAUCUCAUAAAACAUUGCAAGUGAUGCUGGAACUAAAACUACCCUGGAUUACUGCUUACCUAAGUAAUACUUCGUCAGAAUAUCUUAGUUUAAAAGAUGAGCUAAGAGGAAACGUGAGUAAACAUUAUCACACUUUAUAUCCCAUGAUGCAAGUCGACUUCUUAAAUAGAACUUAAACCCUUUAAAUACGG